UUCCUGACCUCACCCAUUCUCUUUGGUCUGCCAGUGGACGGGUGGUGGAUGUAAAGAUGGACACUAAAGAGCUAGUCAGAGGUAGCGCGCCGACAGUCCAGCCGGGACAGGCCCACUAGCGACUCCUUUUCCGCAGCUCCACCACGUCGCGGCUCUGUGGCUGGCCGCGCGGAGACUCAGGGCGAUCCGACACUUGCAACAUGGCUCCAACUCCUGACAAGCCGCUGCGACGGCCUUCCUGCAGCGCAUCUUGAGCAGCCUCGGACCUCAUGUUGUUACUACCGCCUGCGUACAGCACCUGGUACUAAUCGCCGCCUUGGAGACGCCGUUUGGCUCCGGUUCGCCCUCCGGUUGUGCCAUUUGUCCUCGCGCAUGUGCAUCUUCACCUAUGCCAUUGUUGUAGGUCUUCUCGAACAUGAUUCUCAGACGGCGAUGCGGCGCUUCGGACUGCCUGGCCUGGUUCUUCAUCUCGGGCAUCGCGCUCGUCUUCUUCCUCAUAUGCAGCAUCCUGUACGGCACGCGCACCGAGAACCCCUCCCUCCCGCAAGCGGUGCAGGAGGUGCUCCCCGCCGGCCGCUGCCUCUGCCAGCAGUCGACCACGUUCAACUGCGAGUCUUGCCUGGACUGCGCCGCGCGUCCAGCAAUCGUUGCCAAUGCCACACACGCCCUGGAAACAUGGGAGUUUGACUUCCGCCGCGACGGCAGCAACUACGGGCUGGACGAGGACCAGUGCGCAGCGGCGUUCCCCGGCCUGUUCGAGGACAUUGAGCGGGCCAAGAACUUCAGGAAGGGCAGAGGCCUGGUGACACAGAAGAACCUGACGGAUUUCGAGCUCACCAAGGGCAUGGUGCGCGCCAUGAUCCACGACGGCCAGCUCUACAUCCUGCAGACAUGUCUCGUUGACAACAUCAAUCGCCAAAAGGCAGUCGCCUCGCUCGCCGCCCUGCACCGCGCCAUCUCGGCUGCCCGCGACCGCCCCGCCAUUGCCAACAUCGAAUUCGUCCUCAGCGUCGAAGACUUGCCCGCGCAGCCCGAAAAGCCCCUGUGGAUGCUCGCGCGCCGUGCACAGGACGAGGACCUGUGGCUGAUUCCCGACUUUGGCUGGUGGAGCUGGGACAUGCCUGCGCUCGGCGCCUUCGACGAGGUCGCUGACGAGGCCAUGCAGCGCGAACGCCUUGAGCCGUGGGACGCGAAGAAGGAGAAACUCGUAUGGCGCGGCAAGCUGAACUUUGCCCCGAAGCUGCGCAGGGCGCUGGUCGAGGCUGCCAAGGGCAAGUCCUGGAGCGAUGUUGGCCAGGUGAAGUGGGAGGAUACCGAGUUCAAGGAGCCCGGCGCACACUUCUUGGGACCCGUGGACCAGUGCAGCUACAUGUUCAUUGCGCACGCCGAGGGACGCUCCUAUUCCGGCGCCCUCAAAUACCGCCAGCUCUGCCGCUCCGUCAUCGUCUCGCACAAGCUGCAGUGGAUCCAGCACUACCACUACCUGCUCCUCGCCUCAGGCGCCAAGCAGAACUACGUCGAAGUCGAGCGCGACUUUUCCGAUCUGUCCUCCACCAUGGAUGACCUCUUGGCGCAUCCCGAGAAGGCAAAGCGCAUCGCCGACAACAACGUGAAGACCUUCCGCGAAAGAUACCUGACAGGUGCCGCCGAGGCUUGCUACUGGCGUGCAUUGGUACAAGCGUGGAAAGAGAUUAGCUUCGAGCCUUCCUUAUAUGAAACGGUGGCAGACGGGCAGAACAAGGCGAGACAGCAGAAAAGAGGCGUGCGAUACGAGACUUUCAUAUUGUACGACUACGAAUCGCAAGUAACAUUUCCUCAGGUUGCGCAGUAAAACAUAGAAUGGGUGGUCAUUUGAUUAAGAUGCAUAGGCUUAACGCCGCUUAUGGUCGCAACGUUGUCAGCGUUUGAUAUACCCUAUUUCUACAUUUGGGAAGGCCAAUCUGUUAUAGAUGGAUGCAUAUAUUCUAGAAACCAUUAUACGUGUACACGAUGAAAAUACGAGUC
Molecule: messenger RNA, 2004 nt
Organism: Paraphaeosphaeria sporulosa
Lineage: Eukaryota; Fungi; Ascomycota; Dothideomycetes; Pleosporales; Didymosphaeriaceae
Exons: 4
Coding region: 416-1831 (471 amino acids)
Source: RefSeq, a predicted model, not a curated record